AUGUCUUCCCAAGCUCCUCAUCCCACUCUGUUGAUCCCCGGGCCCAUCGAAUUCGAUGAUGCCGUCCUCCAAUCCAUGUCCCACUAUGCCGAGAGCCACGUCGGACCUGGCUUCGUCAAAACCUUUGGCGAAACGCUGAGCUUGGUUCGGAAGCUUUUCCAGUCCACCAGCCCGGCCGCGCAGCCCUUCGUCAUUUCCGGUAGCGGUACCCUUGGCUGGGAUAUCGUCGCCUCCAGCUUGAUUGAGAAGGGCGAGAACGCCCUCGUCCUGCACACCGGCUACUUCGCCGACUCCUUCGCCUCGUGCCUGGAAACGUACGGCGCCAACGCAACCCAACUCAAGGCCCCCGUCGGAGACCGCCCGUCGUUCGAGCAGAUCGAGCAGGCACUGCAGGAGAAGCCCUACAAGGUCAUCACCAUCACGCACGUCGACACCUCGACCGGCGUCCUGAGUGACAUCAAGCGCGUGGCUGAGAUCGUUCGUCGCGUCAGCCCCGAGACCCUGGUGGUGGUCGACGGCGUGUGCAGUGUCGGCUGCGAGGAGAUUGCCUUCGACGCCUGGGACAUCGACGUGGUGCUGACGGCCAGUCAGAAGGCCAUUGGCUGCCCUCCCGGCCUCAGCAUCCUGAUGCUUUCCGGCCGAGCUCUGGACCGCUUCAAGACCCGCCAGACCCCGCCCUCGUCGUACUAUGCCUCGCUGGGAAACUGGCUGCCCAUUAUGCAGAACUACGAGAACUUCAAGCCCUCCUACUUUGCCACCCCACCCACCCAGCUGGUCCACGCUCUGCACACCACGCUGUCUCAGAUCACCGCCCGCCCCAUGGCCGAACGGUUCGCCGUGCACGCGCAGGCCUCGGACCGCGUCAAGGCGGCCGUCGCCGAGCUCGGCCUGACGCAGCUGGCCGCGAAUCCGGAGAACCAGGCCCACGCAAUGACGGCCAUCUGGCUGCCGGAGGGCCUGGCCCCGCCCGACGUCCUCCCCGGUCUGCUGAAGCGCGGCGUCAUCUUCGCAGCGGGUCUGCACAAGGAGGUGGCCACCAAGUACAUCCGAUUCGGACACAUGGGUGUCAGCGUCACCUCGGGACGCCAGGACGUUGACAAUGCCAUUGCGGCCCUGAAGGAGGCGCUCACGGAGGCCAAACAGGCCAAGGGACUGUAA
This is a messenger RNA of Aspergillus steynii IBT 23096, 1158 nucleotides long. RefSeq names its product alanine--glyoxylate transaminase. The record is from RefSeq and is a predicted model, not a curated record. Gene Ontology annotation, cellular component: peroxisome. Gene Ontology annotation, molecular function: L-serine:pyruvate transaminase activity; L-alanine:glyoxylate transaminase activity. NCBI's taxonomy places the organism in Eukaryota, Fungi, Ascomycota, Eurotiomycetes, Eurotiales, Aspergillaceae. The coding region runs from base 1 to 1158 and encodes 385 amino acids. The transcript is spliced from 2 exons.